AGUCGAGCGGAGGCCGUCGCCGCGGUCGGUUGUGUGUCGUGUAUUCGGAAAAAUAUAAAUAACAACAACGUGUUUGUUGUCGUAAACAACUUUGUUUGGAGUUGCGUUGUACAAAGAUCUAACCAUAAUGGCCGCUCGACCUCCCGCCACUCCGGCACGCACAAAGAAACAAAAUCACGCCAACAUUCCAUGUCCCAUCGAAAACUGCGCGCGAUUCACGUACGGCAAGCUCCCAGACCAUCUCACCAAGAUCCACGGGCUUACAGGCGCAGAAAGGGACACACUCAACGAACAACAGAGAAAGAGGUUCUUCAACGGAGAACUCUGCCAAGUUAGAUUCCUCAAAGAAUCCGCUAUCCGAGAUCUAUGGGGAGCUGAUUACGAAGAUCCUAGAAUCAAAGCAAAAAUACACCAAAGCUAUGCGCUUGUGAAAAUCAGAAUCAUUCCUUUAGCUGCCACUCAGAGAGCCCGUCCGCUGACAGAGCAAGAUGCCAACGUGUUGACAGCAUACAACGCCCGGACUGCACCCCGGCCCGCACGAGUCCAAAGGCAGAAGACCAGAACAAGACCAUAUCCUUCACCACCUAUAAGCCAAGAAGAAAGCAGGAAUUCCAGUGAGUCUAGCGAGGAAGAAAAUACUCGGAACCCACUGCCGCCAUCCCCUCCACCUUCGUCUCCAUCUUUACCACCAUCACCUAUCCCAUACGAGAUUCAACCUGCAGAGACUCGACUACGGGACAUAUUUGAUUCCAAAAUAGAUGCAGGUUACAAAGCCGUUAUCGAUGACAUGAAGAAGUCUAUGACUAUGGGCAGAACUUUAGGUCCUAGGAAACGAAAAGCGUAUAGAACUUACAGGCGUUACGCCAAGCGCCUGAUAGCUUAUCUUCACCGGCAGCAUUCACCUCUGGCAUACGAUGUUGAUGUUCUUUUAUGUGGGGAAAGGCAAGUGUGUGCAUUUCUUGAACGCAUCAGCUCGGAACAUAAGACGAAGACGUUGAGAAAUUACAUAGUAGCUGCCAUCAAGCUGUUGGACUCCCGUCUCUUUGCGAUUGAAACGGAUCCGUCAUGUAAGGAGAAGGUUGCCUCUAUGACACGCGUAUACGAGGUACUACACGGACGGCUGAAUGACUGUGAUAGAUUGUUAGCCCAAAAAAAUAACUCAAUCCAGAAGAAUCCCACCUUCAGUAGUGACAUUAUGGAGAGUUUUUCUGAUGCUUACGAUGAUUUGGUGUAAAAUAAUAACAAUGAAUCUUUGAGUGAUACAAACUGUAAUGUAUGUAAAUUAUUGCAAGCAAUCAAGAAUAUAGCAAAAUAAUGUGAUAGCUAUAUUCGUGAUUCUAGUCGCAUAUAUUAGACAAACCGAAUUUGGCUCAAUGUUUUGUCAUCUAAGAUUUUAAUUUAGUCCUUUUUUGUAAAUAUUGUACCGAAUGUAUAGCAUAUAACCUAGCUUUAAUACAACUUAUAGAUAUAUUGUGAAAUGAUUUUUAAGUGUCCUAUAUAACUCAAUUUCAAUGUAAGCGAUUUCCCGGUAUAGAGUUCAAAAUAUAAUUACAAAUUUUAAAUGUUUUUUUCCUUAGUAGACUUUGGACACUUGUAAUGGUAAAUCAUGUACAUAAAUAUUAUAUACGUGUUUAAAGCAAUAACUUCCAAAUGUAUUAUAGCAAAUAAUGUCGUUUGGGAACGCUCGAUAUUCGGACCGAGUCCGAACGGACCACAGGUGUAUAAUAGCUACAAUAUCCUCUCUCAUAAGAAGGCAGUCCCAAUCUUCCAUUGCCAUUAACUUCUCACUUGAUCUUGAGAACUGGUGACUGGAACCGCGGUCCCAGUAUCGUGCAGUACCAAUCGUUUUAACGACCCGUAUUUCUUUGUAUAAUAUUUAACUAUCAGAAAGUCAUACUUUCAAUCUCGUGCAAUAACUACCAAAAUAAAUGUUAGUAGAUUUAGAGAAAUAAGUAUUCGCCAAUGUCGCAUAAAGUAAGGCGUGUAUAUAGACUUUGUUAUUUAUUUAUUUAUUAAUAGAAGUCUGAGCUUACCCACCGUUUUUAUUAAAUAGAGAUAACAAUUCAUCAUAUUAAUAACAUUACAAUUCA
Messenger RNA from Plodia interpunctella (Indianmeal moth), 2090 nucleotides. RefSeq lists its product as uncharacterized. The coding region runs from base 128 to 1234 and encodes 368 amino acids. The transcript has 2 exons. The record is from RefSeq and is a predicted model, not a curated record. NCBI's taxonomy places the organism in Eukaryota, Metazoa, Arthropoda, Insecta, Lepidoptera, Pyralidae.